Molecule: messenger RNA, 1431 nt
Organism: Talaromyces atroroseus
Lineage: Eukaryota; Fungi; Ascomycota; Eurotiomycetes; Eurotiales; Trichocomaceae
Exons: 1
Coding region: 1-1431 (476 amino acids)
Biological process (GO): regulation of DNA-templated transcription
Molecular function (GO): zinc ion binding; DNA-binding transcription factor activity, RNA polymerase II-specific
Source: RefSeq, a predicted model, not a curated record
AUGCCACCCAAUCGGCGAGCAUGUGAUCGCUGCCAUAACCAGAAGCUGCGUUGUCCCCGUCACAAUAGCAACGAUAAUGAGAGCUGCAUGCGAUGCCUUGAAAUUGGAGCUUCUUGUGUAUAUAGCGCUCCAAAACCGACGGGAAGGCCGAGUUCUAAGCAUUAUUCUAGGGCUCAUAUAUCCAGGGACAGAGCUCAACGCGACAGCAGCAGCAGCAGCAAUAGUACAGCCGCCAGCGGUUCCUCCCGGAUAACUGCCACCACACAGCCGAGUUCAAUGGACAAACCUAUCGUGGAAGAUGCCGCUGUGCCGCUUCCGCCGUUACCAGCCCUGCAUGCGCCAAUGAUGGCAGCAGCAGCAGCAAAUUUGGCUCCGGAUUUCUCAUCCCCAAUGGUUACUGUGGCUGAUUUGACCCUAACUGGUGCUGACGAUAGUCACGAAUGGACUUCCUUUCUUGGUUAUGAUCUUCAUCAGGUUAAUGUUUCUAACAAUCGCGAGUUCGAAUCGUUUCCUGUUGAUGUAGACAACUUCAUCGCGGACGGGCUUCUCGUCGAUAAUAACAGUUAUGCUCACGACACAGGUAUAUCAGAGGCUAGGAUAGGAUCCACGAGCACUACUAGCCGCCUACCGCGUCUGUGGCCCAGACGAGCCGACCAAACAGAAGUUCUCAACCGGCGGCUAUCAGAUCUGAAUACACGGCUUUAUCCUGUAUACAAGACAAGCUGCCUGUACGUAGAUGCUCAAAAGGAAUUCCCCGAUGCUCUGAUCCUAAACGCCACCUUUGAUGCUGCAAGCAAUUUUCUUGCAAGUGACACUUCUGUUCGGCGCUCCGAGAAUGAGCAACAGCCAGAGCGGGGAUGCAAGGCUGUGAUUGAGACUUUUCAGACCAGUGCCGAUUUACUUGAUGUUCUACACCAGUACCUAACAUCAUUCGGCGAAUCAAAGCAGUCGCUGCGCAAUUUAUCAGAAUCAUCAGUUGAAACAGUGACGCUCCCGGCCCAGUCACUAACGACGGAGUUAACACCUGUGACCAGUGCUGAUAAUUCUGACAAAAUCAAUUCCGUCUUUGACAAGGCCGGCUUCGAUAGUGUUACCCCUCAUCUAUGCAUUGCGUGUUAUAUCCGUCUAUUGCAUAUCUACCAGAGACUAAUUGAGGCGUUGCGCAAUGACGCUACUUCUUGCAAGGAGAAUCGGUUCCCCUCCGAGACAUUCAAGAUGGAGUUACGCUUGGUCCUCGUUGUUGGACUGAUCGUCAGUCUUCUUGAUCGCCUAAGAACGUCUAUAGCCGCGUAUUUAUCUAUAUUGGACGACCAGGUGGAGCUGCCGGAGUUGACCGGGAACGAUCUGGGAACAGGAACUGCGGUUCUUGAAGCUCGCGUUCAGGCUGAGAUACAACAGUUGCAGGCUACGCUUCGUAUUUCCUCUCAAUAG